CGAACGUGUGUCGCAAGAGUAACAUUCUUAAGUUCUAAUUUUCAGUGAAUUUUUGUUCCAUAGUUCGGUAGUCGAAGUGCGGAACAGUGACUGCGAACCGCUGUACAAGGAGACAGCUAAGCCAACGAGCCCGGCCUGACCGGUGCUCUGUGCGCGCGGCACGACGCGACUCUGUGAGAGAGUGGUCGCUUUUCGGGCGCCAGAGUCCUCGUGGCGAGGUGGCUGGCUGGCUGGCUGCAUAGUUCCAGGCGUGGCGGUGUUGUGCGUAAAGGAAGUGGAGCAAGGUUGCGCGAGUGAGGUCGUGGGUGGGGUCAUGGCAAAGUCAAGAAGCAUCAGAUGACGUCAGCUUCGUGCAUGAUGCCGUGUGCCUGUGCUGCUGUGUGUGUGUGAGCAAGAAACGUGGAAAUGUUGCUUCCAACUUUUCGUCUUCUUUCUGUCUGAAAUCCUGCAUAUUUACUAGACGGUUGUACGGAUCGGGGGAAUGUCUCUUGGUGACAGAAAGCCACUGCAGUUCGUUGUUAGUGGGCGAACCAAAUGGAUGGAAGUGAGGGAGGUGCUGAGAUAUUAGUGCAGCUCAUUUCUCCUGAAGAAUUACCCGUCUGUGAGUGCGUUCACCACGAAGACCAGAAAAAGCUUACAUCGCCGAGGUCCGGGAAGCGGUGUUCUGCCGAGGAAUGGCAGACGGUGCUACUGUUUCUUCACGCAUGGCACCCGCCCUACUUCAUAUUCUUCAUCAGCAUCCUGGAGGUAGGAAUCUUUGUGUGGGGAGGUGCGGAAACCCAGCGGGCCCUAAUGUACGACCCGCACCACCGGGAGCAGCUAUGGCGGUUCCUCACUUACAUGCUCCUGCAUUCCGACUCGCUACACCUGGCGCUCAACAUCGCGAUCCAGUGCCUUUUGGCGUCGCCUCUUGAGCACGAGCAAGGUCACCUGAGAACCAGUUUGGUCUACCUCGGGGGUGUGCUUGGAGGGUCGCUAGGCACGUCCAUGUUGGAGCCCGAGCUGUAUGUGAUGGGUGCAUCAGGCGGUGUGUACGCCCUGCUCAUCUCGCAACUUGCCAACAUUUUGCUCAACUUCAAGGCGCUGCCGUACAAACUGCAUCGCGCUGUGGCUGUCGCUGUGUUGGCUGUGGCGGACAUCGCUGCCUCACUCUACCACUACUUCUCUCUGGGCAACGUCUGCCCUCGCAUAAGCUGGGCAGCGCACUCUAGUGGCGCAGUGGCCGGAUUCCUCCUGGGGCUGGUCUUGUUCAAGGGCUCCAAGAAGCUGGGCCCUGCGGCGGCCCCUGCAGCCGACGAAGAGGAAACCUUUGAUUGGGCGCGAGUUGCUGUGUGGGUUGCAGCCACUCUGCUAGGAGCAGCAGUCUCCGCUGCUGUGAUAUGCAACGUGCUGCUUCCCCCGUCCCCGCAAACUGCACACUGAGAGACUGCACGCGGCUAUCAACCGGUGGCCUUUCGCACUCGAAAGGAGAUGGACCUUUCAUGUAAUGAGUCACUUUUACUAACAAUUAAAAACUAAAAUCUAGAUGACUAAAUGAUUUCUGAAGACCUUUUGCAGGCCUUGUCCACUGUCUUGCCCAAAAAGUGCGAAAGAAUAGUGGAAUGAAAAUUAACUCUACAAGUGCCAAGUAUCGAUAAUUUCAACAUUUACAAAAAUUGCAAUAUUUAACAAUAUGUGACACCUGUUGGAAUUCUGUCCGAAUUAUAUAGUCAAUAAACAUUUCGAGGAAGAUUUUCCUCAACGUCUGAAUUUCUGCAUGGAAGAAUGGCAGUUCUGAAAACUUAAAAUGGCGGCUUUACGCUAUAGCAAUUAAAGGUAGUGUAUGGAGGGUUGAAGACACGCAUCUUCGAAGAGGACUCUCCUCUUGAAAGCAGGACAUCAGGUCAUGCUCUGUUAAGAAGAACUCACCUGUGCUAAGAGAAAGCCUGUUUCAAACUGACAAAUUUCAGGUCCCCUGUGAUUCCAUUAUAAGCAAUUUUUACAGAGAGCGAUGUAGCACCGGCGUUCUUAGCGUGACCGACAUUCUUGCUCAGAAUGAAAAGUUGACGUCCCACCCCCGAACUGGUGCAGAGGGCACCGAACGUUUCUCUUCAUGAAGUUAAUUAUUUGCACAUGCCAACAUCCAGGCAAUCUACUGGAGGAUUUGUGCUCGGAUUGGUUCCACCGGAUGUCCGGAGUGGAAAUUGAUUUUCAGCUGUGUUUUCCUCCACGAAAUGAAGCACGAAGCAUUAAAUCGAGCAUUCCAAGUUUAUUUAUUCCUUGGGGCUGGCUUAAGAGGAACUCUCAGAAUUUCGCAAAGCUAAACCCUUUACAGCUGAGGUUAAGAUGAGAAAUCCGUUAUAUUUUAACUCAUAUCAAAAAUGGUGUGUUUUUACAAUGAGGUUCAGAAUAAUAUAAAAUGUUCUGAUCCUUUGGCCAAUGCGUGGAGACUACAUAUCUCUAAAAUUAUUUUUUAAUUAAUGAUUUGUCACAUGCGGCGCGUGACUUCCCAAGACACCCAUAUCCAGUGUGUGAGUUUAUGCUGCUUUAUGCUGUAUGCAUUUGAACUGACAAUUUUUUGUUGUAUAGAUAUAGUGACUGUCUCGAGAAAUUGUCAACAUAUUACUGCAGAUAAUGACGACCCAGAACAAGGGAAAGAACUUGUACCGUUCCUAGUCAGGGCACAGUUAGAUUUUGAUAUGAUACUGCCAUGGUUUAAAACCGAAAUAAUUACUUUAUAUUGAAAAUAUAACAUCGGUAUAUGAUUAUUAUUGUGCAAUGAAACAGCUCUGUGCAGAACAUUUUGAUAUGUAUUUCAGCUGUGGGCCCUCAGUCACAUACGUCACACAAUAGACGGAAGUGUGACGCUUACACUUCCGAGAGAAGUCGUACAGUGCAUACGUGGCUAAAAAUUAACAACACCAAACGGUUGUUAGUUAUGUAAGUG
This is a messenger RNA of Cryptotermes secundus, 2926 nucleotides long. RefSeq names its product protein rhomboid. The coding region runs from base 535 to 1422 and encodes 295 amino acids. The transcript has 6 exons. Gene Ontology annotation, cellular component: membrane. The record is from RefSeq and is a predicted model, not a curated record. Lineage: Eukaryota; Metazoa; Arthropoda; Insecta; Blattodea; Kalotermitidae. Gene Ontology annotation, molecular function: serine-type endopeptidase activity.